GAUGGAACCUCUCAGACCGCCCCUUUGCAGAGUGUUAAUGAGCUAGCAGAGGCAAAACAAUUAAUCACCACAUUACAGCGCGAAAAUGCAGCAUUAAAAGAAAGAUGCAACAAGCUAGAAGGUAUUGUAUUGACAUACUCUUAAUUUCCACACAUUCAAAACAAAGACGACUAGUUUCAACCUUUAAUAGAAAUAUUUUUUUAUUAAUUUUCAGAGCCAACUUUUGAUGAGCAGUUCAAAACGUUCCACAAGUGUCUCACUAAACAUUACAAGGAUGGAGGGCAGCGGCUAUACGACCCUGCAGACAUGGAAAAAUUUGCCAACAAGUGCACCCCAGGAUUGUUCAACCGUGCCUUGUGUCUAGUCAAGAAUGAUGAAAAACAACAGCUUUCUAAGAAAAGACAUGAAAUACUGAGACUGCGAGUUGUGGCACUGCUUCAUCAGCUGUCUUACUUUAGAAACCAAGUGUGUAUAAUAAUAAUAAAAAAUAAAAUAAAUAAUAAUACUAAUAAUGAUAAUGGUAAUGAUAAUGAUAAUAAUAAUAAUAGUAAUAAUAAUAAUAGUAAUAAUGAUUUAAUAAUAAUAAAAACAAAACUUUAUUCAUAGAUUUAAAAAAAAAAAUAGACUAUAAUAUUAAUAAUAAUAAUAAUAAUAGCAGGAACCAUACUUUAGGAAGACACUUAAAUUAAAUUAAACACUAUGGUGUGUAAUAGACAUAAGUGUUGCUUGUUUGUUUUCAACAGAAAAACAAUCCCUUACAACAAGAUUGUGGGUUGCACUUGUCCUUUCAUGGUGCCAGUGAUGAUGCUUUGACAGCUGGCUCACUUCUGGGGUUUAGCACUCACCCGAGAAGUGUGCUAAAUCAUAAAAAAGGAUUGUCUGGAAAAAGCAUUCACAAGACACAAGCGAUCGUUGAGAGUGCCAUAAAGGUACAUGUAUUUACAUACUGA
This is a messenger RNA of Porites lobata, 950 nucleotides long. Lineage: Eukaryota; Metazoa; Cnidaria; Anthozoa; Scleractinia; Poritidae. The record is from the annotation of a GenBank genome assembly.